Messenger RNA from Oncorhynchus gorbuscha (pink salmon), 2473 nucleotides. RefSeq names its product protein Atg16l2. The record is from RefSeq and is a predicted model, not a curated record. Gene Ontology annotation, cellular component: autophagosome membrane. The transcript is spliced from 10 exons. Gene Ontology annotation, molecular function: protein binding. NCBI's taxonomy places the organism in Eukaryota, Metazoa, Chordata, Actinopteri, Salmoniformes, Salmonidae. Bases 1 to 945 code for a protein of 314 amino acids. Gene Ontology annotation, biological process: negative stranded viral RNA replication; autophagosome assembly.
AUGGAGGAGGAGCUGUAUGUUCCUGUAGGGAUCUGUCUGGCUGCCAGGGUCCCUGUUAGGGCUCUGCAUGUCCUGGAUGCCCAUGAGUUGGGCAUUAAUGCAGUGAGAUUCAGCUCCAGUUGUAACCUGCUUGCUACUGGAGGGACAGACAGAUCCAUUAAGCUGUGGGACGUUAAAGCAGGCAUGCUCCACAACAGAGGUACACUAGAUGGCAGCAACGAAGGAAUAACCAGCAUAGAGUUUGACCAAACAGGCACCAGGGUUAUAGCAGCGUCAUAUGAUAAAUCAGCUCUGUUCUGGCGGCUGGAUGACUCUGCUCCCAAGCUCACUCUGACAGGCCACUCACGUAAAGUGACAGCAGCCAAGUUUAAAUGCAGCCUGCGCCAGGUGGUGACAGGAAGCGCAGACAGGACCGUCAAGAUCUGGGAUCUCCACCGCGCUGCUUGUAUCCAGACCAUUGAGGUUCUAUCUUACUGCAGUGAUGUGGUGUGUUCUGAGCACGUCAUCGUCAGUGGACACUAUGACAGGAAGAUACGCUUCUGGGACAGCAGGGCUGCCAGCUGUACCCAGGAGGUUCCUCUCCAGGGGAAGGUAACAUCUCUGGACAUCUCUACUGACCACCGUCAGCUCCUCAGCUGCUCCAGAGACGAGAGUCUGCAGGUGGUUGACCUUCGCAUGAACAGCUCCAGGAUAUGCUUCAGAGCUGAGGGCUUCAAAUGUGGCUGUGACAGCACCAAGGCUAUAUUCAGUCCUGAUGGGAGCUACCUGGCAGCAGGAUCAGCAGAUGGGGCCAUUUACAUCUGGAACGUCAACUCUGGCAACCUGGAGACACGACUACCGGACAUGCACAGUUCGUCCAUCAACGCGGUGGCCUGGUCUGGGUCAGGGGAGUACGUGGUCAGUGUGGACAAGAGCCGGCGUGCAGUCCUCUGGAGCGGCAUUUAAACAGUCUGGUCGACUGGCCAGCCCACAGACCCAUUUGAACAUCAGUUUGGGGUUAGGUUUAGAAGGUCAUCUGAUCAUUGGCUGAGAGAACACGGAACACAUAAGAUGUUUAACAUGGCUGAGAGAACACGGAACACGUUGGAUGUUUAACAUGGCUGAGAGAACACGGAACACAUAGGAUGUUUAACAUGGCUGAGAGAACACGGAACACAUAGGAUGUUUAACAUGGCUGAGAGAACACGGAACACAUUGGAUGUUUAACAUGGCUGAGAGAACACGGAACACAUAGGAUGUUUAACAUGGCUGAGAGAACACGGAACACGUUAGGAUGUUUGUCUCACUCCUGCAACCAGUCUGACAGAACGUAACGGGGGUGAUAUUCCAACGGUUGCCUGGCUACCGAUCAAACAUCACUCAGGUUAAACGCCACGCCCACUAACGUUUUCUUCUCCACCAUGAGUCCGGAUUACUCCCCCGAAGACUUCCUGAAAGCGAACACAUUCAAACCGUUCUGAUUAGUCCCAGAACCCCGAUGGGUUGGAACAGAACUGGCCUACACGAUUCAUGAAUGACGUAGUUUUGACGUCAGCCCGAACGACUUCUGGGAUGGCAGGUUCAGACGGAUGUAUGGCGCUAGCGAUAGAGCAGCGAAAUGAAAGGAGGAGUCGACAGAUCUGACACGGUCUGCUGUUUUUCUUCGGUUUAUAACUUUGCUAAAGGGACCUGACAGAAAAUCAUAAAUACAAUAUCUGUCUUUCAAAAAAGUCAAUGGUUUCAUUUUGUUCUCUCCAUGAUUGUAUAGGGUCAUAACGGUGCCAACAUAACUCCAUAGUGUUGCUUUGCCUUUUUUUUUUGUAAACAAGCAUUUGUUCUGUCAAAACAACUUUUUUUUACUGAGUAGUUGAAAAAUGUACGUGGUGUCUAACCAUUCGUACUGGGGAAGGAAAAGCAUGGGUUAUGCUUGACGAGAAACGAAUACACUAGUUAUUCAGGGUUAGGGAUUCAUAUCCUCUGCUUCAAACAAUUGGAGGUAAAGCUUCAUGCUCUAGGCUGGCUUACAGAAAACACGACCAUAUCAGACAGUGUUAGAGUCACUACUGGUCUGCUAGUCUAAUAAUAAUAAUAAUAUAUGCCAUUUGGCAGACGCUUUUAUCCAAAGCGACUUACAGUCAUGUGUGCAUACAUUCUACGUAUGGGUGGUCCCGGGGAUCGAACCCACUACCCUGGCGUUACAAGCACCAUGCUCUACCAACUGAGCUACAGAAGGACCACCUAUACACCACUAGUCUAAUAGCUGAUACAUUAUGGAAAAACUAUCAUGACAACUGUGAUAAUAUGAUGAAAGGUUUUAAUCUAAGCUACAUGACACAUGUACAGAGCUGAAGGGAACGGAGUUAUCUGGAGGGUUCUGAAGGGAACGGAGUUAUCUGGAGGGUUCUGAAGGGAACAGAGUUAUCUGGAGGGUUCUGAAGGGAACGGAGUUAUCUGGAGGGUUCUGAAGGGAACGGAGUUAUCUGGAGGGUUCUGA